GUUUCGCCUUGGGACACAUCACACGUUGGCUCCUCCUGUUGGUUCGAACCUUUUGUAAUUUUCCUUCUUUGUAUUUUCCUUUUCACUCCCUCCUCUCGAGCACGCUUCAUACGCUUUGCUCGCGCGUAUACUCGUUCUCGUUCUUAGAUUCUCGAAGAAGAGCUCUGCAUAUAAUGGUGGGGCUCUCGGAGGGGGAGAAGCAUUUCAUUCGCGGCGGGAUCGCGCAAGACCUUCGAUCGGACGGCCGUAAGAGGCUUCAGUUCCGGUCUAUCUCCGUCGAGACCGGAGUCAUCCCGCAGGCAAAUGGUUCGGCUCGUGUUAGGUUGGGUGCGACGGACGUCAUAGCUAGCAUUAAGGCUGAACUUGGGAAGCCAAGCAUUCUCCGACCUGACAAAGGAAAAGUGUCUAUAUUUGUUGAUUGCAGCCCUACAGCAGCUCCUAUGUUUGAGGGCCGAGGUGGUGAAGAGUUAUCAAAUGACCUCUCUGUUGCACUUCAGAGAUGCUUACUUGGUGGUACGAGCGGGGCAGGGGCUGGAAUUGAUCUCUCCUCUCUGAUUAUCGUUGACGGUAAAGUUUGCUGGGAUCUUUAUAUUGAUGGACUUGUCAUCAGUUCAGAUGGUAAUUUACUGGAUGCGUUAGCUGCUGCUAUUAAGGUUGCCUUAAGCAAUACUGGAAUACCAAAAGUUAGUGUUCUUGGUGCCUCAUCCGAUGAGCAACCAGAUGUUGAUGUCAGUGAUGAAGAGUUUCUACAGUUUGACACUUCUGGAGUUCCAGUUAUAGUAACUUUAACCAAAGUUGGCAGGCACUAUAUAGUAGAUGCUACAUCAGAAGAGGAAUCUCAAAUGAGCUCUGCUAUUUCGGUCUCGGUGAAUAGGCGGGGGCAAAUAUGCGGGCUAACCAAACGUGGAGGCGCAGGAUUGGACCCAAGCGUCGUUCUUGACAUGAUAUCUGUAGCGAACAGCGUAAGCCAACAACUAAUAACCGUAUUAGAUUCAGAGAUCGCAGCCGCUGAAGCAUCCGAGGAAUGAGUGAGAUUUUAUCUGCUUUUACUAACAAGGAUGCGAAUACUUGUUGUAGACAUUAUUGUGAGAUCUAGUGAAUUGGAAGUGGUAAUGCAUUAAUGCUCUCCCAGAGAACAAUCCAAUGCCAAGUAUUUAGUUCUAUGGGAGAUGUGAUUAGCUUAGUGGGUCACUUGAUAAAUACUUUGCUUGCUUGCAAAUUGCAAUGGAUAACUUAACCUCAGAAGCAUCAUAAAUUCUUUUCUGAA
Messenger RNA from Ananas comosus (pineapple), 1267 nucleotides. Its product is annotated as exosome complex component RRP42-like. Lineage: Eukaryota; Viridiplantae; Streptophyta; Magnoliopsida; Poales; Bromeliaceae. Gene Ontology annotation, cellular component: nuclear exosome (RNase complex); cytoplasmic exosome (RNase complex). The coding region runs from base 174 to 1028 and encodes 284 amino acids. The transcript is spliced from 8 exons. Gene Ontology annotation, biological process: nuclear mRNA surveillance; exonucleolytic trimming to generate mature 3'-end of 5.8S rRNA from tricistronic rRNA transcript (SSU-rRNA, 5.8S rRNA, LSU-rRNA); U5 snRNA 3'-end processing. The record is from RefSeq and is a predicted model, not a curated record.